Annulohypoxylon maeteangense is the source of this 480-nucleotide messenger RNA. RefSeq lists its product as uncharacterized. The record is from RefSeq and is a predicted model, not a curated record. The transcript has a single exon. Lineage: Eukaryota; Fungi; Ascomycota; Sordariomycetes; Xylariales; Hypoxylaceae. Bases 133 to 480 code for a protein of 115 amino acids.
UUUGGACCCAUUAACGCUAAGUGAUUAGAUCAAUUGAAAGAGAUGCCACUACAAAGGACAAACGGGUGUUUAUUCAGUAUAGAUACAUCUUUAACACCCCAGAUAUAUCCAAAAUUCAUCUAAGUCACCACCAUGCAUCUUCUCCCCCUCCUCCUCUUACUCCUCCUCCCCACAACCCUAGCCCAAACCUCCGGCUGCGUCCAAAACGAAAACUGCACCUCCUGCGGCUGGUACUGUAACCAAGGCUGCGACGCCCUCCUCGACCGCGCCGAAUGCAGCCGGUGUCUGUACUGCCGUCGCGAAAGCUCUUCUUGCGGCUUCAUCGAUAUCGCAGAUACGUGGACUACGGACCCGCCUAGUGCAGAGAUGUGCGAGGCUUGUGAUUUGGGAUGUUGGUGUCAUGGUGAUUGGUAUUGUAUGGAUGGGACUACGGAACCACCGCCUGGGAGCCCGCCUACGGAGACGGAUAGGGUGGGGUGA